GAGGAGCUGCAGAUGGAGGAAGAGGAGGCAUCCUGUCCGUCUGUGUCCAGAGGAGAGGGAGAGGAGCGGCCGCCAUGUUAACCAAGAAGCCCGGAUCCUCGGUCCUCCCGACGGGCAAAGUGGGCGUGCCGGUGUACUCUCCAGGUCACAGUGGCUCUCAGACAACGUCGCCUGUCGCGCUGCCGCGACUUCGCAACAACAACCACAACGCCCUGGCGGGAGGCUCUAAAUCCGCCAUGUCGGAUGCCGUCCAGCUGUCGUCGCAGUCGCAGGUCCACGUCACCCAGCUGUACGAGGAGAACACCAACAAGCGUCCGGUGCUGACCUCCCAGCCCAACGGCCUGGCUCCUCUCAGCUCCACGCGGCCGGGCCUGCCGCUGCCCGACCGCCAGACCUCGGCGUCGGAGCCCCCUCACCACUGUCGGCAGGGCAGCGCCGCCUCCAACAAGUCGACGGACAGCAAGCCAAAGCCCGCCUCCUUGACCCCGGAGCAGGCCAUGAAGCAGUUCAUGUCCAAAAUGUCGUCGCUGGAACACCACGAGGUGUUCAGCUACCCCGAAGUGUACUUUGUUGGUCCGAAUGCAAAGAAGAGGUCAGGGGUCAUGGGCGGAGCCAACAACGGCGGCUACGACGACGAUCAGGGAUCCUACAUUCACGUUCCACACGACCACGUCUCCUACCGCUACGAAGUCCUGAAGGUCAUCGGCAAGGGCAGCUUUGGACAGGUGGUGAAGGCGUUCGACCACAAGUCUCAGACCCACGUGGCUCUGAAGAUGGUCCGCAACGAGAAGCGCUUCCACCGGCAGGCGGCGGAGGAGAUCCGCAUCCUGGAGCACCUGAGGAAGCAGGACAAGGACUCGAGCAUGAACGUCAUCCACAUGCUGGAGAACUUCACCUUCCGAAACCACAUUUGCAUGACCUUCGAGCUGCUCAGCAUGAACCUGUACGAGCUCAUCAAGAAGAACAAGUUCCAGGGCUUCAGCCUCCCGCUGGUCAGGAAGUUCGCCCACUCCAUCCUGCAGUGUCUGGACUCUCUGCACAAGAACCGCAUCAUCCACUGCGACCUCAAGCCCGAGAACAUUCUACUCAAGCAGCAGGGACGCAGCGGCAUCAAGGUCAUAGAUUUUGGUUCUAGCUGUUACGAACAUCAGAGAGUUUACACCUACAUCCAGUCGCGCUUCUACAGAGCGCCAGAGGUCAUUCUAGGCUCCAGGUACGGGAUGCCCAUCGACAUGUGGUCUCUGGGCUGCAUCCUGGCCGAGCUGCUGACCGGCUACCCGCUGCUGCCGGGCGAAGACGAAGCCGACCAGCUGGCCUGCAUCAUCGAGCUCCUGGGCAUGCCCGGCCAGAAGCUGCUCGACGCCUCCAAGAGAGCCAAGAACUUUGUGUCGUCCAAAGGCUACCCGCGGUACUGCACCGUCACCACGCUGCCCGACGGCACCACCGUGCUGAACGCCGGCCGCUCGCGGCGAGGGAAGGUACGCGGCGCGCCGGGCAGCAAGGACUGGAGCGCGGCGCUGAAGGGCUGCGACGACCCGCUGUUCUUGGACUUCCUCAAACAGUGUCUGGAGUGGGACCCGGCGCUCAGGAUGACGCCCAGCCAGGCGCUGCGCCACCCAUGGCUGAGGAGACGACUCCCCAAGCCGCCGACGGGAACCACCGUGGGGGAAAAGACCUCCUCCUCCUCCAAACGAGGCACCACCAUGACAACCGACGGCGCCAUCACAUCCAUCUCGAAGCUCGCCACCACCUCCUCAACCACCACCACGUCCUCCUCCUCCAAAACCAGGACUAACUUGGCAGCGAUCACCGAUGCCAACGGGAACAUCCAGCCUCGGACGGUGCUGCCCAAACUGGUCAGCUGAGAGUGAACGCACCCCGCUCGCUGUGGCGGGAGACGUGAAGCUCGUGGAACUGAAAUAAAAACUGGUUUGUCCAGUUUCAAGGAGCGUUUGUUUUUUUCACGCCGGUGUUCACAGCGGUGUUCGGGGAAAACACAGACGUGGAAACAACGUGACGGGGGAUUUGAAAAUGUGCAGAGCGGCCAGGCUGGGACGCCGAGCUGAAGGAAACUUUAUGGAUAAACUGGGGUGCGUUCAGAAAAGAGACACGUUGUGAGUGAGCAGCGAGACAGGAAGUGACCGCACAAGUUUAAAAUGAUUGUGUGGCUGCUCAGAUAAUCUGAACUCAUCACUCUGUAGCUCCAAACACUCAAACACAUCACAGAAACAUGGUGCUGACGGAGGGAACAGGCUUUUUAUGUUUUUACCACAGAAUCUAUUUAGCUGAGCUGAUUAAUCGACACCAAAAACUACUUUGUAUGACCUUAGUCUUACAGGGUUAUAUCUGCAGACACUUGUCUGGUGAUAUGUGUGCUUUACUGACAAAUAAGUCGGAUAUAUCCUCGUAAAACUACAAGUAACAGCUGCAAAAACACAACGAUUAGCUCGCUAAUCUUUGUCUCGUCAUAUCAGUAUGAAAUAAUCUUUUGUUACGUUUCAGUUUGGGGAACAUUGGUUUUACAUUUGUCAUUACUUUUGACUUGAGUACACUAAUAAUCAAAACAAAUCCAAACUGAAGCAUCUACCUGUUAGCUGGCUAACUUUCUUAGCUAGCCUGUGUUAUCGAACUAGCUUUGUGCCUGUCAGCUGGCUAACUGGCUAACUAGCUAACAACGACGGGUUAGUCGUUAGACAGCUAUUUGUGAGUGUUUAGGUGUCACUUUACUACCUUUUGUACACACUUUAAAUCAGUCAGCUAGCUAUAGCUGGCUCACUAUUUGCCUUUUUGGCAGUCUGGUGGCUAGCCUUAGCCUUUUUUUAGCCAUAGCCUGUUAGCUCUCCACUGCCCAGCCUUACGAAGCACAGAUUUAGAGUGAUUUUGUUUUUCGUUUUUUCUGAAGGUUAGAAAGACAAAGGAGUUCAAAGAAGUAUGUUUAAGGUGAGGUCGCACCGUUUUGGUCCCUAUUUAAUUAACCAAAUCUGAUUAUCAAGGAUGCAAAAUGGCAGAAGGGAGCUGUGAAGAUGGAGAAGAAGAGUGAAGGCUGUUAUAUGAAGUUAUAAAUCAAGUUAAAUCAAAGGGCUCUGAUACAAAAGAAAAGAGAGUUAUUUUAACAACCGAAGUCUGUAAAAUGAAUGUGCGGCUGCGACACGAAGCAGCAGACGAGACUUUAAUUGGCUGAAUCAGGGAAAUGAACGUGUCAUAAAGGUAAACAUAUUUAUUCUGGGGGAGGUGGGUAAUAUUUCAAGAUUAAAGUCAAACAUUUCAGAAUGUCAAACUUUGAAAAUGUGAAAUUUCCCUGAGAUCAUAAAGUCAGAAAUAUCCAAGAAUACAUUUAGAGAAAUUAGAGUUUCAUCGCAAAUAUUUGUAUUAUUUUGACCUACAAUGGCCCCAAUACGCCGUCGUGCAACAGAACGCUAAAAGAACAAUAUAGUAUCUCUCGACUUCUGGAUCAUUUUAAAAACAAUAUUUAAAUUAUUUAUUUUGUGAAUUAAUGAAAAGAAAAGAAAAAUCAAUGAUUGUCGAGGCAAAUCUGUAUUUUGCGCCCUAAUGGAGCUCCAGCCUUCACAUGACGCCAAACAUACAUGUUGCAUAACGUCAGAGUGUUUGUGUAGACGGCUGUAAAACUGGAGGAAGAGACGAUGCAGGGCUGUCAGGAUUUAACAGCUUUAAAUAAUCGAUUAAAACAAGUCUAUGAGCAGCCGCUGCGUCUGAAGAAUAAAGGCGUUUUACGAGCUCUUCAUGUAACCGGAGCCCGGCAGCAGAUAUAGCCUGAAGGUACAGGAAGAGGUCAGCUGGUCUCCAGAAACAACUUCUGGUUAAACUUUGUCUCUUUGGUGAUUUAACAGGACACUCAGACGAGAAGUGGACUUUUUAUUUGGAACGAAAGCCUCGUGAGCAGCACAAUGACAGGCGCUCCGCUUUUAAUUCAGGGUUUCUUUCAGAGUAAUAAACACUUCUGAGAGAAUUUAGACACUAAACAUAUCCAUGUAAACAAAUAACAUCAUUAGAAAGAGGUCCAGUCACAUCAGUGUGUCCUGCAGACACACAGACACAAUUAUAAAUUACAUAAAGAGCAAUUCAAAACUAACGGGUUGAUUUUAAGAUGAGAAAGCAAAGAGUUGGUGCAGAUUAAUGCAGAUUAAUGCAGAUUAAUGCAUGUUUCUAUGUCAGGGUUAGUCGCCGUUUGUGGCACUAAUUCACCAAUCAGGUGCCAUUAAAUGCAGAAGGAGACGAAGUCUUUGAAGGAGCUCCGAUGAAACAUCGAAGGAACGUAAAACAAUGUGGGAAGCGUUAAUUUUCAGGUUAUUUCAGGUGUAACGUAACGUAACGUAACGUAACAGUGCAGGAAAAAAACAAAGCAGUCAAAAAUAUUUAAGUCAUUUGAAAGAGACGAACACCAAAAUUAAAACAUAAAUUGUUUUUUAUGCGCACUACAAAUGCUCUUUACAUAAGUAGGAUCUCUCAUUAUUAAUCCGUUGUGCAUCUUAACAAUACAAUAAAAUACAAUUAGUGUUUGCUUUUGGCCGACCGUGAAACAUUAUUUCUUAUAUCCUGUAACUUCUAUAAAACCUAAACUUGUGUCGGUGUCUGUCCUGCGACUUUAUCGCUAACAUCACAUGAAGGAUUCACUCGCUGCUAUUUCCUGGUGUGACUGGACCUUAAUGAGAUCAUCACAACAAGCAGUACAAGUACACAGAGUGUGUACAACAGAUACAGCAAGUACACAGAGUGUGUACAACAGAUACAGCAGAUUGCUCAAAGGUCAAAUGCAUCUAUCGAUGUGAUCGGGGACGGGAGUUAUUUAUUUACUACAAUUUUAAUUAAUAUUUAUUAAUCUACAUAUUUACUAUGAUGUGCAGUUCAUACUUGAAUGUGUGUGUGUUGUAUGUAGCAGUGUGUGUCGACGUUACGAGAGGUUUUUCUUAAAGCUUGUUCCCUCACACACAAACACACACACGCACACGUACAAAACCACAGCUGUACUUGAACGCACCCGCAGGAAGUCGAGUCGUACUGGGACGAGGAGGAGGAGGCAGGAAGUAGCACGUGGGGACGAGGACGGCGUGACGCGCAGAAGGAACUGACGAUGUGAAACAGACUCGACCGGCUCGUGAUGUUUAUUUGUUUGUUUGUUUUCUAAGGAUUUGAUUGGUUGGUUGAUUGUGAUUUUUUUAUUUUUUUAGGAGAGCGCUGAGAGUCGUAACUUUGUGCCUUCAGUAUCUCAUCGCCAUGAUUACGCUCCUCCUCCCCCCCCAACACACACACACAUUCACAGCGCCGAUGUCAUAGCAACAAUGUAUUUAAAACAUAAUCAUUUAGAAUAUCUUUGGUGCGACUCACGGUGAUGUCAAAGUGAGUUUUGGCGGCAAAGUCUGCGAGCUGAUUGGUUCCUAGUUUAUUUUUAAGCAAAGCCCAAAGACACCAUGUGACCUCUGACCCCCCCCCAAACAAAGUGUGACGAUGGAGAAAUAAGAGUAUCUUUGUGCAGAAUUUACAAAGAGUCAAUCAAAUGCUUUGCACGAACAAUAACGAGGCUUUAAAAGUACGAAGAGAAUAUUUGAUUUGAUUUGUUCGGGGACAAACGAAGCGUUUUGUCCCUCGUUGAGGAAGUACUCGCAUUAGCAUAAUCAUUAUUACAAAGUGUAAAAAUUGCACUGUAGUUCUGUUUAAAACUGUGAAUUAGAACAAAACAUACAUUUGAGGAAUUAAAUUCCAAAGAAAUAAUUAGAAAAUGAUUCAAGACUUGGUGGAGACGGGUAAUAUUCUCCGGGAUUCAAGAUUCAAUUUAGCAGAAGUAAAUCUCGCCACGGAAACACAAAACAUAAUGAAGCGAGGAAGGCUAGAAUAUAGAAAUACUCGAGGUAAAUCAAGAGUUCACACACAACAUAAUGCAAAUGUUCAAAUUAGAAAAGAAUGAAAUCAAAUAACAGAUCGAAGAAAAUCAGUUCAAAGUUUGUCGGACUAAGAUUGUAAAAGUUAUGAGAUUAAUCAACAAAUGUGACGAAGUGUUAGAAUCACGAGUGUUAUUUGUUUUAGUAAUUCCUCAUUUGAAAUGAAAGUCAUAUCUAAAUCACUAAAUUAUCAUUUUGUUAGAAAAUGAUAAGAAAAUAGCCUCAUUUUUACUUAGAAAGGCGAAAUAUUCACUCAGAAUUUUGAUUUAACAUUUAUUUUUAUUGUCAUUCCUAAAAGGUCAGAUUUUUAAGAACGUGUUUUGGUAGAAAUGUGCUUCCAUGUUGUUUACAGAGCCAGCGGAGCACCAAGUGUAGCUGUGAACAUACACUGACAUCAAGCGCGUGUGUGUGUGUGUGUGUGUGUGUGUGUGUGUUGGGGUGUAAAACAUGGCUGCACAAUGUACAGACACAUAUCAGCCAACUGUCGCCUCGUUGUCGACAGCCUGGCCCCGACGCCUGCUGACGACAGGGCUAAGCUAACACUAGCCGAUCGCUAGCGUCCAGCCGCUAGCUGCUGCACUGAUGUUUCUCUACAGUGAAGCUAACACUAGCCAACUGCUAACUGACUGCUAGUAGCACAUAGCAAGUGUAUACCUGCUAGCUGUUAGCAUUAACGUGGUUUUAAAGCGUUCUUUUUAUGGAUGCACCGAUUGUGUAACUCUGGGCCGAUUAGCUGAUGUUUUUGUUAUUUAUUCCCCAUUUUGUGCCCGAGACUCAAAGAAAUCUUCCUUCUAAAGAAAAUGUUCAUCUUUAAAUCGUACUAAUAAAUGUAUGACCCCUUUAAUACUAGACGGGCCCUUUGGAGAGCUCAGACCACCGCCAAGGCCAAUUCCAUAUGUGAACAAUAAUGUUUGUCUUCUUCCAAGUUUCAUGAAGAUUGGGCCCGUGGUUUUUCUGCUGACUAAACUGAAGAGAGUACCCUGUCAGAUGUUAACUGCUUCAAAAGCCUUCGCAGCCUCCUGAUGCGACACAAUAUCUGCCACCAGUGAAUGUCAUCUUAUUUGCCAUCAACAAGGCGAAUGUCGGUCGAUUCCGAUGUUUGGCCGAUUAAUCGGUGCAUCCAUAUUUCUUUUCUUUUUCAUGUUGGUACCUCAGACUGCUCAGUUAUCAUUGUUGUUAUUAUGAAUAUUACUGUUGUCAUUGUUGUGACUAACACCCAGGGCAUUUGGUUGAAUCUACCAAAGUGCAUUCCUUUACAAAGCAAGCCGAGAGCUAGCUGCUCAAACAGACAGACAGGCAGGAAGUAAGACAGACAGGUAGGAAGUAAGACAGAGAGUAGGUGGACGGAGGGAAGGAGAACAUGUGAUAGUGUUUUUAUUAUUAACAGGCUGCAGUCACAGAAACAUGAAGUUGAACUGACCUCCUGGUAGCAUUGUGAAAGCACCUGUAGCCUAACUAGCCUACUAGCUCGUUAGCCAUUUCCGCUUGUAUCGGGAGGUCUCCGUUAGCCGCUGUUACCGUGAAGCUGCGCUGUAUUUCUGUGACGUUUGCCAGCUGGGUUUUAUUGUGGAUUUUAUCUGUAAAUAAUGUGGAAAAAUGUUUGAAUAAUAAUUUUGAGGGGGGGUGGGGGGGGGGAUGAAUGCGCUGCUGUGCCACGCGGCGGCCAGUUUUACAAUGUACUGUAUCUACUGUACAGAACACAGAAGUCAACACUUUUCUAGUGAGCCUUUGUUAAAUUUUAUUGUGGUGGAAAAAAAUUAUUAUUAUUAAUAAAACAAUUUUAUUGUUCAUCUGUU
Messenger RNA from Cottoperca gobio, 7690 nucleotides. It is a transcript of the gene dyrk2, whose product is annotated as dual-specificity tyrosine-(Y)-phosphorylation regulated kinase 2. Lineage: Eukaryota; Metazoa; Chordata; Actinopteri; Perciformes; Bovichtidae. Gene Ontology annotation, biological process: peptidyl-serine phosphorylation; peptidyl-threonine phosphorylation. Gene Ontology annotation, cellular component: cytoskeleton; cytoplasm; nucleus. The record is from RefSeq and is a predicted model, not a curated record. Gene Ontology annotation, molecular function: protein serine/threonine/tyrosine kinase activity; protein serine/threonine kinase activity; ATP binding.